AUGGAGGUUGGAUUUUUGGUAGUGGGGCUUUCGCUCGGAUCUGUUCGUCAUUUUCUGGAGUUUCCUGGGCGAUUUCUUGGCCAAGAUUCUUGCCAGGAAUUGGUUUCAGCACCUUUCCACUUCGCAACAUUACUACAUUUGCAUUCUGUCUCGAUGAUUAUAAUAUCAAAUCUUGCCAAACUUGAAUUUGCGGCCUUAGACAUCUCAGGCAAGAACUAUUUGUCAUGGGUGUUAGAUGCUGAAAUUCACCUAGAUGCUAAAGGUCUAGGAAAUACUAUAUUAGCAGAUAAAGAAGCAUCUAAUCAAGACAAGGCAAAAGCAAUGAUUUUCAUCCGUCAUCAUCUGCAUGAAGGAUUAAAAGUGAAAUAUCUCACUGUGAAAGACCCUCUUGAGUUGUGGAAAAAUUUGAAAAAACGAUUUGACCAUCAGAAAACUGUGAUACUCCCUAAAGCUCGUUAUGAUUGGAUGCACUUACGGUUGCAAGAUUUUAAGACUCAGCAAUACCGUGAAAAAGGUUUUAAAAGGUAUUCUGAAUUGAUUUCAUGCCUUUUGGUGGCUGAACAAAAUAAUGAGCUAUUGAUGAAAAAUCAUGGAAUUCGUCCCACUGGUUCUGCACCAUUCCCCGAAGUGAAUGUAGCAGUACACAAUAAUUAUGAAAAUAGAAAAUAUAGAAGUCGCGGCCGUGGUCGUGGACGUAGUGAGGGACGUGGUCGAGGACGUAUUAGUAAUCGCUAUCAUGGUGGUCAUAACAAUGAUACUUCUAACCACCAGAAAAAGAAUAACAAUGAAAGACAAGAAAGAAGUGGUCAAAAUAAUCCUUUAAAGAUUGUUGAGAAUAUAUGCUACCGAUGUGGUAUGAAAGGGCAUUGGUCACGUACCUGUCAUCCGUCUGAGCAUUUAGUGAAACUUUAUCAAGCAUCCGUUAAAAGGAAGGGAAAGCAUAUUGAGACAAAUUUUAUAUCCCAAAAUGAUGAAAUAGAGGCAAAAGAUGAAGAUAUUCACUAUAAUAAUAAAACUGACCAUGCCUACGAGGAUGAUAAAUUUAAUGACCUUAAUAAUAUAACUCACCUAGAUGUCGCAGAUUUCUUUGAGAAUUAUUAG
Messenger RNA from Gossypium arboreum, 1101 nucleotides. RefSeq lists its product as uncharacterized. The coding region runs from base 1 to 1101 and encodes 366 amino acids. Lineage: Eukaryota; Viridiplantae; Streptophyta; Magnoliopsida; Malvales; Malvaceae. The transcript has 3 exons. The record is from RefSeq and is a predicted model, not a curated record. Gene Ontology annotation, molecular function: zinc ion binding; nucleic acid binding.